AGUAGCAAUACUCUAUUUGGAUAUCGAGUUAAAGAAAGAGUCGCGACGAGCCAUGGCGGCUCUGCCUUAUUUGCUGCAGAGACGCUUCCUCUGCACCAAAACCCACCAGAAAUGGAGCGUCAAACAAGUGACGAAGUCGAACUUCCAGGAAACUCUCUCGGAGAUCAAGACCGACAUCGCUGAUUCCGACUUUAUUGCCGUGUCGUUGCAGAGGACCGGCUCUGUGUCCGCGCCCUGGCACCGUGUCCUUCCAUUCGACUUGCCCGACACUGCUUAUUCUAAGGCCAAGCGGGCAGCCGAGCGCUUUCAGCUUCUCCAGUUCGCCGUCUGCCCCUUCUCCAUUAGGUCUUCCAAGCUCCUCGCUCACCCAUAUAACUUUCAUUUGUUUCCUAGGGAUGAACUGAAGAUAGGGAUGCCAUCUUAUAGUUUUUCAUGUCAAACGUCAUAUUUGACGUCCAUGGCUCGAGAAGGUUUUGAUUUUAAUACCUGCAUAUAUGAUGAGGUGCUUGAUUUGAUGGUAAAAUAUCCUAUACCUAGCAGAAGAAAGGUUAUUUUUGUGACAGGCAUAUCAUACUUAUCUAGGGCACAAGAGUCAGAAGCAAGAGUUCAGAUAGGGAAUCCAAUGCGUAUCACUCGUGUGGUGAAAUCUUCUUCUAACCCUACUGUUGCGGAUUCAGUUUUCAUUGAGAGGAUUAAAUCACGGGUUAAGCAUUGGAGAAAAUCAUGUAAAGACUCGAGCACAAAAUUAGAUGAGGCUCUAGUGAGAUCCCUAAAAAAAAUUGUCUUAGGGAGUGAAGAGUAUGGUUCAAGACCCUGCAUGAACAUAGAUGUUUGCAGUGAACGUCAAGUUGAGCUUGUGCUAGAGAUGUUGGAAGAGUUCUCUGAUGACCUUGUUCCUUUAAUAAUCCCAGCAAAGGGUGGAGCAACCCAGGCAGUUCGUGUUGUUUUGACAAGUUCAAAAGACGACAUGGUUUUAUUUCAGAAUGAGCUUCAAGAUCUCAAAGAGGAGCGGAACAAGAAAGUCCGUGGUUUUCGAGAGGUGAUCGACUUGAUUUCUGCCUCACAGAGACCUGUUGUCUCCCACAAUUCUCUUAAUGAUUUCACAUUUAUUCAUUCGAAGUUCCUUGCUCCUUUACCUCCUAAUGUAGACGAGUUCUUGUGGUCCUUGCACUCGGUUUUCCCACAUGUAAUUAAUGUCCAGCAACUGAUGAAGGAAAUUCGUCCUUUGAGAAAUGUUACCAAUAUACCCACAGCUAUUUCCUACUUAAAAGAUCAUUUCUUUGCACCUAUGGAUGUUGAAAUUCUGCAGCAAGAUGCUGUAAGUGAACGCAAGAUUCAUGGACAUGAUGUUCUAAGGAUUUCCCUUCUGUUUGCAAAGCUAUGCUCCAUCCUGCAAAUUGCUCCCAACCAAGCUGAUAGCAAAAAGUUGGUUCCAGCCCUCGAGGAGUAUGCGAACAUUUUGUAUCCAUUUUCUGCGAGUCCUCAGGAAUCAACUGAUGGCGAGAUUAGAAUUGGGACAAACAAUACAAGAAAAGUGAGCUGUAAGCAUUUGGUUUUCUUGUGGGGAUUUAAGCAUGGGAUGACCGCUGGAAUGCUGAAAAGCUUGAUCCAAGGGUCCCAUGAUAUUUUCUCAGAAGAAUUUGAUCUUCGUUUAGUGGAUAGGAGCUGUGCCAUUGUUGUUUUCUGGAAAGCUGGUUUGUCUGAAACUUUUCUGAACGUAAUGAAUAGCAAAGAGAUUUCUGGGUCUUUAAGGGAGCUGGUUUCGGAAGGCCUAAGAGCAGCAUCUUAUGGAAUCUACAAGAAGGUUUGUAGUUUGGGAAUAUGGGAGGUAGAUUUGGCAGAGUCCCUAGAAAAAGCUUUGGAAGAGUCUGACGGCCUUCAAAAUACUGAUUCUGUAGCAAAUUCACUGGAUGUGCACUGGUUUAGUGACUCUACCAUUAACUUGGAUGACCUCUGAAACGUGGUGCUGUGUUUCUUGAACUUCAUUAUUAGGAAGCAAGUUCAUGAAAUCAAAGUAAUGGUUUUUCUUUUGGUAGAAACGAAAUUUUGUUGCCAUUUAUGUAUUUUUUUUUCCUUAAAUUAAAAUUCAAUGCUUAUUUUUCGUA
This is a messenger RNA of Carya illinoinensis, 2105 nucleotides long. RefSeq names its product poly(A)-specific ribonuclease PARN-like. Bases 53 to 1957 code for a protein of 634 amino acids. Gene Ontology annotation, cellular component: cytoplasm. NCBI's taxonomy places the organism in Eukaryota, Viridiplantae, Streptophyta, Magnoliopsida, Fagales, Juglandaceae. The record is from RefSeq and is a predicted model, not a curated record. The transcript has 8 exons. Gene Ontology annotation, molecular function: 3'-5'-RNA exonuclease activity; RNA binding.